Messenger RNA from Moneuplotes crassus, 1207 nucleotides. NCBI's taxonomy places the organism in Eukaryota, Ciliophora, Spirotrichea, Euplotida, Euplotidae. The record is from the annotation of a GenBank genome assembly.
UAAAUAUAAUUCAAUAUGAAUCAGUUUAUUGAUUUUAACCCUUCCUAUGCGACUGCUAGGAUCUCUACAGGAAUUGAAAGAGAGCCAAAGCCCAAGAUGCAAGCAGACUUCAACCCAUACAUGAAAGGGUUCAACAGUUACUACAAUGAUAACAAUAAAUUAGUGACUGUAAUGGAUCAAUUCUAUCAAGAUUUUAAUAUUAUAAAUAACACUUGCAACGGGUACUCUUCUGCCAAGCCUUCUCCCAUGGAAAGGAGGUAUUCGGCUAUCAGUUCUAAAGAAUUUCGCAAAAAGCAUAACAUGUUCGUGAAAAGAGCAGAUCCAGUUUCAGAAGCGAGGACUAAUGAUACCUAGGUGAUAUGUUACGCCAAGAGAAAGGCUUAACAGUGGAUAUGUAAAUAUCCUCGCUCAUGACAAUACCAAGGAGUAUCGGGAUGAGAAACAGCAAAAGCAGAUUCUAAAUGAAAUAGUCCAGCAACCUAUUGCUAGAAAUCUAGCUGAAACUCCUAUCACUGCUGAUAACAACAUUGUAUUUAUCAAUAGAGACUCUAUAAUUCGAAGACCCAGAGAAUUUAAAACUCCACCUCCUCCGAAGUAUGGCGAGGAGGACGAAUACGUUGAUAACCCUCGUGAAAGUUUCUAUGAUCCUUUAUUCGAUCCUCAUAAAACUAAAUUUAAUUUUCUUGAUACAAGAAAUGGAUCUGUCAGUCGACACUACAAGAAAUACAUCGAUAGUCAGACUCUUAAAAAGCGAAAGGAUAAGCAUCUAAGAAACAAAAAUGACUCAAUUUCAGAGUCUGAAAUUAAUGAUACAAUCGGUGAUUUACCCGGCUUUGAUGCUCAACAAGCCAAGUAUCACAAAAUGAAUAGGAAGAUCAAGAUGCCUCCUACUCUAAAUUCUCCUCCUCUCCAACGCUCAGUAUCUUUAACAUCGAGACAUGGAUUCAUACACAAGAAUUAUGGGAAUAAUAAUUCUACUAUGAAUAAUACUCAGAAGUUGUACAGGAAUAAUUCAUUCAAAGUGAUCUCUCCUAAUAUCAUAAAUGGUCCAAUCAUGAGAAAUGCACCAGCCAUGAAUCAAGAAAAGGUCGCCAUCAGUAAGCUCUCUUCAAGACCAAUCAGGUCUGGAGCUUUCCAGAGGAUAGACAGUAAAAGACUUUUAAAUAAGUAUUAAUUUCACCGUUAUAUUCCUCUAAACCCUCAAGCU